Molecule: messenger RNA, 1015 nt
Organism: Archocentrus centrarchus (flier cichlid)
Lineage: Eukaryota; Metazoa; Chordata; Actinopteri; Cichliformes; Cichlidae
Product: odorant receptor 131-2-like
Exons: 2
Coding region: 46-993 (315 amino acids)
Biological process (GO): G protein-coupled receptor signaling pathway; detection of chemical stimulus involved in sensory perception of smell
Cellular component (GO): membrane
Molecular function (GO): G protein-coupled receptor activity; olfactory receptor activity; odorant binding
Source: RefSeq, a predicted model, not a curated record
CUGCAGAUCAGCUCUGCCUGCUGAGGAACGAGCACCCACUUGACAAUGUCGACUGUAUCUCAGACUGAUACUAAUGUUACUGUUGAACUGCAGAAUCAGGAGUUAUUGAGGACAAUAAUUAUUUCUGGUCUGUCUACACUUCCAACCUGUGUGUUUCUCUUCAUUAAUGGAAUCAUGUUGUUCACAAUGAGGAGUAAACCGGUGUUUCGUGAGACAUGUCGCUACGUGCUUCUAUAUAACCUUCUGUUUUCAGACACUGCACAGCUGGCACAGACUCAAGUUAUUUUCCUGGUAAGGGCUUUUCAAGUACAAUUACCCUUUCCUGUAUGUGCUAUUUUAAUCUUGUUGGUAAAUCUUACAGGCAGAAUCACCCCUCUCACACUUGUCGUGAUGCCUCUGGAGAGAUACAUUGCUGUGUGUUACCCACUGAGGCAUGCUACCAUUGUCACCCUCAGAAACACAGGGGCUGUUAUCAUUGUGAUCUGGGCUGUCAGUUCACUAAACAAUGUGACUCGACUUUUGGUGUUUUUUGAAGUUUUAUCAAACAAUGUGGAAAACCUAGGGGUGAUCAACGAUUGUUCUAAUGUGGGUAUAAUCCUGGGGUCAAAGUCUGAACAAUAUGACACAAUCUACACAUGUUGUCUGUUUGUAUCUGCUGGUGUGGCAGUCAUUUUUUCUUAUGUUGGUGUGAUAGUAGCAGCCAGGUCAGUCUCCACAGACAAAAGUUUAGCCAGAAAAGCUUGUAACACUCUGCUGCUGAAUGUGAUACAACUGAUCCUCAGUCUGUCUGCUAAUAUUUAUAAUCCUCUGAUCAGAGCUCUUUCAAGAACUGUAGCAAGGACAGUAUUUUUGUGGGUCCGGGAUGUAUUUUAUGUUUGCUUUAUUAUCCUCCCCAGGUGUCUGACCUCUCUUAUCUAUGGGCUUAGAGACCAGACCAUCAGGCCUGUCCUCAUAUACUAUUUAUGCUGUCGAAUGAAAACCUCUGUUGUUUAAGCCAGUAGCUGAGAUUUCACGU